Molecule: messenger RNA, 1470 nt
Organism: Leptosia nina
Lineage: Eukaryota; Metazoa; Arthropoda; Insecta; Lepidoptera; Pieridae
Source: the annotation of a GenBank genome assembly
AUGAGUAAUACGGAAAGCGAUAGAGAAGUGACUGAGCACACUGCACUUAUGGACGGCCACAUCGCAGAAGCUCGCCCCGAUAGGGAGAUUGCCGAGAGAAUCGCCAGGAAACGAAAAACCAAGGCAGAUGCACAACGCAACUAUGGGUCUGUGGGGCAGCCUGAUGAGGGUACGUCCAGUGCAGUGGGUGGCUCAGCAUCACAGGCACCGCCCCCAGGUCCAGUUCCAACGCAAGGUGAAGAGCUAGAGCUAAAAUAUGGUGCAAGACAUGUAAUCAAGCUCUUUGUGCCAGUAACUCUGUGUAUGAUAGUUGUUGUAGCAACUAUAUCAUCAAUAAGAUUUUACUCAGUAAAGGAUGUAUAUUUGGCAUAUACACCAUUUCAUGAAGAGAGUCCAUAUGCAGUGACAAAAGUAUGGAAUGCCCUAGCAAACUCUAUGAUUCUAUUGAGCGUGAUAGCUAUGAUGACAAUUCUUCUAAUAGUGCUCUAUAAGAAAAGGUGUUACAAAGUGAUACAUGGUUGGCUCAUUCUUUCAUCCCUGAUGCUGCUAUUUUUAUUUUCCUAUUUAUAUAUAGAGGAGGCACUAAGAGCCUACAAUAUACCAAUGGAUUAUAUCACACUAACAUUUGUGAUGUGGAAUUUUGGCGUAAUGGGAAUGAUAGUGAUUCACUGGAAGGGCCCCCUGAGGCUGCAACAGGCAUACUUAAUUUUCAUUGCUGCCUUAAUGGCUUUAGUUUUUAUUAAGUAUCUGCCGGAAUGGACUACUUGGGCAGUGCUGGCAGUCAUUUCUAUAUGGGAUCUUGUUGCUGUAUUAACACCCAAAGGACCUCUGAGGAUAUUAGUAGAGACUGCACAAGAAAGAAAUGAACCCAUUUUCCCCGCACUCAUUUAUUCAUCGACGGUAAUGUACUGUCUCGUAGCUGCCAAUACAACGGAAGGCAGUGGAGGGGAACGUGGUGAUGGGGCUGAGACGAGGGCCGCCGGGGAAGGUGAGCUGCGCCCUCUCAAUCCGCAUGAUCGGGCGCCUCGUCGCGAAAUAUUAGAGCGUCGCCAUAGCGACGAGGGCGGGUUCGAAGCGUGGCGUGCGCGCUCGCAACUCGCGCGGCAACUGCGAGUCGACAGCACCCCAGCUAGCUACACUACACGUAUCGACCGACCGCAGGCCUCGACCCAACAGCAGCAAUACGACGUCGAAGAGGAAAAGGGCGUGAAGCUGGGACUCGGUGACUUCAUAUUCUACAGCGUCCUGGUUGGGAAGGCGAGUUCUUACGGUGACUGGAACACCACGCUCGCUUGUUUCGUUGCAAUACUUAUCGGUCUCUGCUUAACCCUACUACUACUUGCGAUAUUCAAGAAGGCGUUGCCGGCGCUGCCCAUAUCAAUAACAUUUGGACUGAUCUUUUACUUCGCGACGCGCGGUGUGGUCAAACCCUUCGCGGACGCCUUAGCUGCUGAACAGGUUUUUGUCUAG